AGGGUUAUUAAGAGAGAGUUAAAGAGCGAGAAGAAGUUAUGGGAUACUUCUUGAUAGGUUUUCUUGUGGUUGUUUUGUCCGUGGGAAAUGUUAUUGAAGAAGCAAAUGGUGAAAUACCUCGAAUCAUAUUGGGCAAAAUAGAGAGGAUUAAUCAAAAAGGUCCUUAUUUGGGGAUUGUAGCUCCAAACAACUAUGAGCUUAACCCUCUUCUCGGUUCUAAAGCCUAUGUCCCAUCUUCUUCGUUGCCCUUCAUCGAUUUCGCAGGUCGAAAAUUCCGAUUUGGAAAAUUAUCAAACCAACCAGUGGUAAUAGUGAUGUCGGGAUUAGGAAUGGUGAAUGCAGGAAUAACAACACAAUUACUGGUGAGCCUCUUUAGGCUGAAAGGAGUUUUGCAUUAUGGAAUCGCUGGAAACGCAGAUGUUAACCUUGAGAUUGGUGAUGUUACUAUUCCUCAAUAUUGGGCACACUCUGGCCUUUGGAAUUGGCAGAGGUAUGGAGAUGGGAUUGACAACGAAUUAGCUCUUGAAUCCGGUGGUGACUAUACUCGGGAAGUUGGUUAUCUCCAGUUUUCCAAAUAUAGUAACCGAACCGAUAACUUGCUUAAUCGAGUUUGGUAUCAACCGGAAGAAAUCUUUCCGGUCACCGGAACUCCUGAAGAGCGGCAACAUGUGUUCUGGAUUCCCAUUGACAAGUCCUACUUGAAACUUGCACGCAAACUCGAGGACACGAAGCUACCGCAGUGCGUUAACACCACGUGCCUCCCUCGACCACCGAAGGUCACCAUCGUUAAACGUGGAAUGAGUGCAAGUGUUUUCAUCGACAACGCAGCUUACCGGACUUUCCUCAACUCCAAGUUUAACGCCACCGCCGUUGAAAUGGAGAGCGCCGCCGUGGCUCUCAUUUCCCACCAACAAAACCUCCCUUUCAUUGUCAUCCGUGCACUCUCCGAUCUAGCUGGAGGCGGUUCCGACGUGUCCAACGAGGCCAGCAUAUUCAGCAGCCUCGCCGCGGAAAACUCCGUCGAAAUUCUCGUUAAGUUCGUUGCUUUGUUGCCUCCGCACGGAAGCAAGAUUCAAUCAGAAUGAUAAAUUUGGAUUAAGACUUAAGAGUGUGGAAUAAGAGCAUGUAACGGGAAAAGUAAGAUGUAUUAUCUAUGAAAACACGAUUAAAUAUGUGUCUAAAGU
Arabidopsis arenosa is the source of this 1184-nucleotide messenger RNA. NCBI's taxonomy places the organism in Eukaryota, Viridiplantae, Streptophyta, Magnoliopsida, Brassicales, Brassicaceae. The record is from the annotation of a GenBank genome assembly.